ACGAAACCGCUGCUUUCUUCUUCCCCACAGGCCUCUGGGAGCUGCUGCGGUUCAAAAUUGCAAUACAAAAACAGAAACGAAGUCGUUUUUUGUGACCUAACCCCAAUCAAUUCUUUUGCAAUGUUAACUCGGGCUCUUUCGAGGUCAAAAAUCCCAAAUUUCAGUAGCAUAAUAGUUAUCCUUCAAAACCUAACAACUAAACAAUCCAUUAUAGAUCAAACGCAAUUGCCACUCUCAAAAGCCUCAAAUAUCCAAUCUUUUUUAGUUCCUGCUGGGUUGCGGCAAUAUCACGAUGGAAGGCCAAGAGGGCCACUCUGGAGAGGCAAGAAGCUGAUUGGAAAAGAAGCCCUUUUUGUAAUACUUGGAUUGAAGAGGUUUAAAAAUGAUGAUGAUGAGAAGCUUGACAGAUUUAUUAAAACCCACGUUUUCAGACUUUUGAAACUGGACAUGAUUGCUGUUUUGUCUGAGCUUGAGCGACAAGAGGAGGUUUCUUUGGCUGUUAAGAUUUUUAGAGUGAUUCAAAAGCAAGAUUGGUAUAAGCCGGAUGUGUAUCUCUAUAAGGAUUUGAUUAUGGCAUUACUGAAAACUGGAAAAAUGGAAGAGGCAAUGAAGUUAUGGGAAGAUAUGAGAAAUGAGGAUUUGUUCCCGGAUUCCCAAAUGUAUACCGAAGCCAUUAGAGGCUACUUGAGGGAUGGGUCUCCUGCUGAUGCAAUGAACAUAUAUGAAGACAUGAAGAAGUCACCAGAUCCUCCCGAGGAGUUGCCGUUUAGGAUUCUGUUGAAGGGGCUUUUACCACACCCGCUUUUGAGGAAUAGAGUAAAGCAAGAUUACGAGGAGCUAUUUCCAGAAAAACAUGUUUAUGACCCUCCAGAAGAGAUAUUCGGAAUUCUCUGAGGGCUUCAAAUGGUCCAUCACUUUACUGGAGUUCGUGGUCUUUCCUCAGCUGCUUUAAGAUAACAGCAAAUGACCUAAUAUGACACCAUUUUAUACUGCGGAAACAAAGAGGUUGCUUUUGCGUGCAAGGACACAUCGCACUGCUGUUCUGUUUCAGAGCUUCAAACUCCGUGGCCUCUAACCAUUUUGUUUUUUGGUGGGGUGGAUUAUGGGGAGUCUUACUGCGAUGCCCUAGGUUAGAUUUUUCCGUAUAUUUAUAAUUAACAAAGAGCUGUGUCAUGUGUUGCUGCGAUUGAACUGUCUUUAAUCAUCUCAUCCCAACAGCUUCUUUUGGGUUGUACUUAUUUCAGCCUUUGAUUCGUUUGAACCUAAAACUUUACGGCAUGAAGUUCGCCAGCAUGUCAUAAUCGUGCAUCUUGUAGACGUGUUUUUCGAUAAUGUGGCCAAAAACCAUAAUAAUGCAGUUAGGUUUUCUGAUUUUCAA
Populus trichocarpa (black cottonwood) is the source of this 1378-nucleotide messenger RNA. RefSeq names its product protein THYLAKOID ASSEMBLY 8-like, chloroplastic. Gene Ontology annotation, molecular function: protein binding. The transcript is spliced from 3 exons. The record is from RefSeq and is a predicted model, not a curated record. Lineage: Eukaryota; Viridiplantae; Streptophyta; Magnoliopsida; Malpighiales; Salicaceae. The coding region runs from base 121 to 894 and encodes 257 amino acids.